ACCGCCGCCUCGGCCGCCUGCCUGGGCUGGUGGGGGGAGGGGGUCUCGCGCUUUCUCCGUUGGCUAGUCGCCGGGUUCACCUCAGGCUCGCGGCCCCCCCCCCCAGCCCUCCCCGGGGCAGCGAGGUUGGGGGGACCAGGGUUGGAGGGGGCUGUGGAUCGCCGGCUUUCUUAGUCUUUAAGUGGCGCUCGGGGCGGCCAUGUCGGCCGGCGAGGUCGAGCGCCUAGUGUCGGAACUGAGCGGCGGGACCGGAGGGGAUGAGGAGGAAGAGUGGCUCUAUGGCGGCCCAUGGGACGUGCAUGUGCACAGUGAUUUGGCAAAGGACCUAGAUGAAAAUGAAGUUGAAAGGCCAGAAGAAGAAAAUGCCAGUGCUAAUCCUCCAUCUGGAAUUGAAGAAGAAGCUGCUGAAAAUGGUGUACCUAAACCGAAAGUGACUGAAACUGAAGAUGAUAGUGACAGUGACAGUGAUGAUGAUGAGGAUGAUGUUCAUGUCACUAUCGGAGACAUUAAAACGGGAGCACCACAAUAUGGGAGUUAUGGAACAGCACCAGUGAAUCUUAAUAUCAAGACAGGAGGAAGAGUUUAUGGAACUACAGGAACAAAAGUCAAAGGGGUAGACCUUGAUGCACCUGGAAGUAUUAAUGGAGUUCCGCUCUUGGAGGUAGAUUUGGAUUCUUUUGAAGAUAAACCAUGGCGUAAACCUGGCGCUGACCUUUCUGAUUAUUUUAAUUAUGGGUUUAACGAAGAUACCUGGAAAGCUUACUGUGAAAAACAAAAAAGGAUACGAAUGGGGCUUGAAGUUAUACCAGUUACCUCAACAACAAAUAAAAUUACGGCCGAAGACUGUACUAUGGAAGUUACACCAGGUGCAGAGAUCCAAGAUGGCAGAUUCAAUCUUUUUAAGCAGGGAAGAACUGGAAAUUCUGAGAAGGAGACAGCACUUCCAUCUACAAAAGCUGAGUUUACUUCUCCUCCUUCUUUGUUCAAGACUGGGCUCCCACCUAGCAGAAACAGCAGCUCUUCUCAGUCUCAGACAAGUACUGCCUCCAGAAAAGCCAGUUCAAGCGUUGGGAAGUGGCAGGACCGAUAUGGGAGGGCCGAAUCACCUGAUCUAAGGCGAUUACCUGGGGCAAUUGAUGUUAUUGGUCAGACUAUAACUAUCAGCAGAGUAGAAGGAAGGCGACGAGCAAAUGAAAACAGCAACAUACAGGUUCUAUCUGAAAGAUCAGCCACUGAAGUUGACAACAAUUUUAGCAAACCGCCUCCUUUUUUCCCACCGGGAGCUCCUCCCACCCACCUGCCACCUCCGCCAUUUCUUCCACCACCUCCAACUGUCAGCACUGCUCCUCCUCUGAUUCCCCCACCAGGUAUUCCAAUAACUGUACCACCUCCAGGUUUUCCUCCUCCACCAGGUGCACCACCUCCAUCUCUUAUACCAACAAUAGAAAGUGGACAUUCCUCUGGUUAUGAUAGCCGGUCAGCGCGUGCUUUUCCAUAUGGCAAUGUGCCAGGGAUCGAACCAAGGGCAUCACACAUGCAAGUCUUGUGGACACCAGCAAGCAAUGGGACUAUUAUGCAAGGAGAGAGAAGGACCGAGAUAGAGACAGAGACAGAGACAGAGAGCGAGAUCGGGACCGGGACCGUGAACGAGAACGCACACGCGAGAGAGAGCGGGAGCGGGAUCAUAGCCCAACACCAAGUGUUUUCAACAGUGAUGAAGAACGCUAUAGAUAUAGGGAGUAUGCGGAAAGAGGCUAUGAGCGUCACAGAGCAAGUCGAGAGAAAGAAGAACGACAUAGAGAAAGACGACACAGAGAGAAAGAGGAAACGAGACACAAGUCAUCUCGAAGUAAUAGUCGACGACGUCAUGAAAGUGAAGAAGGAGACAGUCACAGGAGACACAAGCACAAAAAAUCGAAAAGAAGUAAAGAAGGAAAAGAAGCUGGCAGUGAGCCUGCCCCUGAGCAGGAGAGCACCGAAGCUGCACCGGCUGAGUAGCCUGGGCAUGGGUGGCCUUUUUGUGUAUAUCAGUGCCAGAAAUGGAUGCUGUCAAUCUUGUUAUUUUUUCUGGAUAAUGUUUAAGAAAUUGACCUUUAAUCUUGUUCUGUUAGUAUGCAAAGUUAGCCUCCCCUCCCUAACCCUCCCCCCAAAAAAUAAUAAAAGAGUGAAUUUUUCAUGUUAAGUUAAAACAUUUUGUCUUGUAAUAUUUAAAAAAUAAAGCUAGCAAUGACUU
Sorex fumeus (smoky shrew) is the source of this 2233-nucleotide messenger RNA. RefSeq names its product factor interacting with PAPOLA and CPSF1 (gene FIP1L1). Gene Ontology annotation, cellular component: mRNA cleavage and polyadenylation specificity factor complex. The coding region runs from base 200 to 2182 and encodes 660 amino acids. The transcript has 20 exons. The record is from RefSeq and is a predicted model, not a curated record. NCBI's taxonomy places the organism in Eukaryota, Metazoa, Chordata, Mammalia, Eulipotyphla, Soricidae. Gene Ontology annotation, molecular function: RNA binding.